CAAAUAGUUUUGAAUCUAUUGUUGCUGUGAAGAGACCGAAGAUAGUGGAUAUAAUUUUCUCAUACGUAUCAAUGUAGAGAUGUACAAAUCAUGCACUAUUCGCAAGAUUAUAUCAACAGAAAAUGCUCUAUUGAGCCUUUAGAUAGAGAGAUGGAAACUAAAAACAUACCAUAUUAAUGUCUUUUUGAUAAUAUGAAGUCUCUCGAAAAACAAUAUGCUAGACACAUAUAGAUUCUUCUCUUAAUUGUUUUAUUCAUUUAAAAAAAGAUAAAUUUAUGCUUUCUUUAUAUGUUAAGCCAAAGAAAUUCUUCAAGAUGUAUAAACUAUCGCAAUCAAUAUAUAUUGAAUGAAGAAAGAUGGAAACAGUUUUGAUAAGAAAGACAAGUGUUACAAAUGGCUUACUGUUUUCUUUUUCUUUCUUUCUCUUUCGCUCUGUUUUACUGUUAUACAUACCUGUUCUUUAUGUUCUACUAUUGACGUACUUUAUCGACUACAAAAUUAUAUUCAAUUUGAAUUAAAUCAUUUCUAAGUUCUAGGGAAGUAAAACAAGAGAAACUUGUUGAUCUCUUUCUCCACGUGACAAUUUCCAAGCAAGUGAACCACUUUGUUUACCAUAUAAUUCACUUUCUUUUGUCGAUCUUUCUUCAUUUAACAUACUGAUUAUAUCUUUUAUUUGACUAGAUAUAAAAAUCUCUUAAUUCUGUUAGAACGGAAUUAUUUCUAGAACCAACUUGUUAUUUUUUAUUUCAUUAAAACUCAAUAAGAUUCAAAAUUCAUAUGAAUUAGAUUCACUCUUGAGCUUCGGGUGAGCGUGGGUGUCGAUAAAACAUAGAUUCGUUCUCACCCUCACCUCCAGGUCUAUACUGCGUACUAUCUGUCCCGGAAGAUUAAAAUCUGUUGAUAAAUUUAUUUUGAAAUAGUUUUCAUUUUUUCUUCUUGAUUAAUUUGAUGAAUUGUUCGUGCAAAGUUUUUUUCUUUAAUAUGUUGCCUUUGUAUAAUUUAUUAACUUAUCAAGCUAUUGCAAAUAAAUCGUUAAAUAUUCUAUUAUUAGAUGAAGAUAAUCAACAUGAAUAUAAACUUCAUGGUCUUGCUGGUUGUAUUAAAAAUCCUAAUCAAUUAAUUGUUUUUCAUCGAGCAUCAAGACAAUGGAAUGAAGAGUAA
This is a messenger RNA of Adineta steineri, 1161 nucleotides long. NCBI's taxonomy places the organism in Eukaryota, Metazoa, Rotifera, Eurotatoria, Adinetida, Adinetidae. The record is from the annotation of a GenBank genome assembly.